GCGAUGUGAUAUAUCCUCCUGACCAGCAACGCACCACCUCCAGCCUUGGACUAGAUACCCUUCCUCACUCUACACGGACCAGACCACCCCCAUAUCAGCUGAGGCGGCACCUGCGCUAACUACUGAGCUCCACUUGGCUUGAAUGGGCUUGAACGGGCAGCAAGCCAUCGGGGAGUUAUAUCCUGUGCACUUCUGCCUACUUCACAUAUCUGCCUGAACCAUAUUCAUUCAUCUUGACUCUGCCGAUCCUUCAAGAUAGGUUUCGACACCAUGCGCUCCUUUGAGCGCUUUGUCGAGCACUCCAUCCGUCGAAGCGCGGCUGACGACUCAGACACGCUCAAGCGACAAGACUCCUGUGUGUUCGAGAGCGAAGUGAAACAACAGCAGCAGCAAGCUCAGCAAGACUCCUCACAUGCCAAAAGGACAAUGGUUCGAUCACACAAACCGUCUUCUCUCGCACCGGCAGUACCUGCAUUUCAAGCUGCAUUAUCAAAAUGGUCGCCUCCAGCUUCGCCAGGAACAACAUCACCAGCAUCGUUGCAGACAUCAUCAAGACGCACUACUACAUCACCAGCCAGGACGCCAAGCCAGAUUGCCAAUUCUCUCUUCGUCGCAGCAUGUGCUGGUGACUUGCAAGCGAUGCGAUCCGCAAUUAGCCAAGGCGCAUCGGUCAACUCUUCCGUGCUGGUUCCGGGCGUUUUUGAGGCCUUCAAGCCUGCCAAGAGUGGUCACCUUUCACCUCUUGCCGGAGCCGCCUCGAAUGGUCAGCUGGCUGCGGUGAAGUUCCUCAUUGCGAGCGGCGCCGAAAUCUCGCCAUGCACUACGAAAUCCGCCAGCAGCCCUCUCCACCAAGCGUGCCGAAGCAACAGCUUCGACAUUGUGAGCCUGCUUCUCGAACACGGAGCGGACGUGGACAUCGACAAUGCCUACAAGGUUACACCGACUAUGUACGCCUGCAAAUAUUCGAGCAAAGAGAUCAUCUCACUAUUACUACAACACCGGCCGAACCUCAGCAAAGUCUCGCACAUAGGCUCCACAGCACUGAGCUGGGCAGUAUUCUCAGGGCGGUCUGACGUUGCUGAGCUGCUCCUGCGCGCCAAGGCAGACCCCAAUCAGACGAUGCCCGACGGAAGCACAGCGCUGCACUGUGCCAUACUCACAGGAUCAGCGAGCAUGGUCAAAGUCCUCCUGCGACAUGGCGCUGACCCGUUCGUACGGAAUGAAGCGUACGAAACGCCUCUGCAAGUGGCACAGGCAAAUGCUGGGAAUGAACAAAUAAUCGCGAUGCUCAAAACCGUCAUCGCGAUGUGGCAACAGCGGCGAUGAGGCAGACCUCGACUUGUCGUUUUCGUGAUUCAAUACUGUAUCUUUAGCGCGGCGUUUUCUGGGUUGGCUGGCAGUCUACGGAACACGGCAUCAUCUCGACCAGGAAGUGGGAGAAAGUGAGAUCUAUUGUACGAUAUAGGAGAAGCCGAGAGACAUCUUCGGGUGACAAUUGAAGGACCGGGAUGUAUGGAAUAGCGCAAUGAACGAAUUCAUAGCUUUACGAACACGCCUAUCACGGCCAUCAAAAAG
This is a messenger RNA of Cercospora beticola, 1575 nucleotides long. RefSeq names its product ankyrin repeat domain-containing protein. Gene Ontology annotation, molecular function: protein binding. Lineage: Eukaryota; Fungi; Ascomycota; Dothideomycetes; Mycosphaerellales; Mycosphaerellaceae. The record is from RefSeq and is a predicted model, not a curated record.